This is a messenger RNA of Oncorhynchus gorbuscha (pink salmon), 1836 nucleotides long. Its product is annotated as prostaglandin F2 receptor negative regulator-like. The coding region runs from base 307 to 1836 and encodes 509 amino acids. The record is from RefSeq and is a predicted model, not a curated record. The transcript has 6 exons. NCBI's taxonomy places the organism in Eukaryota, Metazoa, Chordata, Actinopteri, Salmoniformes, Salmonidae.
CCAAAAACGGACUUCCGGACACCGCAACGUUGUUCCCUCCCUCUCCCGUUCCAAAACCAAACACCGAUUAACGACACUCAGUAUGAAUUAUGCGAGCGUACACGGUCGCUACCAGUGGACUUUCACUGCACGCACGUCCAUUUAACGGAUAUCUGAACGUCUACUCGCCAGUGUCGGUUCUCGUGGACAGCAUUUUGGGGAUUUCAGAGAGGUCGCCGGUGAUUGGGUUUUUGAACUAAAGGUCCGGAGAGGACUCCUUUCACCCGUGGCGGAUUUUAAUGACAAAGGAACGAACUGGGAGUUAAAAUGACGCGAAUUUGCAGGAUGGAACAUCUAUCUCUUCUACUCUUGUUUUUAUCGAUGGGUGUAUCCCAUGCCAGGGUGGUGUCUGUGUCCCCUGGCCCUCUGCUCCGUGUGGAGGGCCAACCUGUCUCACUGCGCUGUGAUGUCACUGACUACGAGGGGCCCAGGGAGCAGGAUUUUGACUGGACCAUGCAGCAGGGGGAGGCGGGGUCUAUCCAUGUAAUCUCCACCUUCGACCCAAAGUAUUCGGACUUGUCGCUAAGCGACCGGGUGGCCAGUGGGGAUCUGAGCGUGGUGCGGCUGGGGGACAGCGUGGUGGAGCUGAGGAUACAGGAAGUGAGGUCUUCAGACAGCGCCACGUACCUCUGCAGUACACCCAGUACGGACUCUGUCUUCAGCGGGAACUACGAUGCAGGGGUAACGCUCAAAGUCAUUGCUAACACCCUGAAGGUGGCCCCGGAGGCCCCAGAGCCCGUGGUCCCCGAAGGUGGCGACAUCACCCUCUCCUGCAACGUCACCCGCCACUUCACUGAUCCCACCUACCUGUCCGUCACCUGGUCGCUACGGAGACCAGGCAUCCCAUUGGUGGAUAUCCUGACCGUUGGCCCAGAUGGGGAUGUGGUCACAGGAAGUGGCUCCGCGCAGCGCUAUGCUGACGGAGGGCUCCGAUUGGCUAUUCGCAGAGAUGGGGCAUUUGGAUUGGUUGUUGCCGGGGUGACGCAGGCUGAUGCAGGGAUGUACGUGUGCACGGGGAGGGAAUGGAUUCAUGAGGAAGGGGGUCAGUGGAAGAACAUUGUGGAGAAGGCUGUGGAGAUGGGAGCUGUGGCAGUCACACCUACAGCUCGUUCCUUGUCUGUCGUGGCCAUGUCCAACACCACGCUCAACAUGGACGACACCCUGACCCUCACCUGCCUGGUCUCCGCGGGUAACUUGGCCUCCCUGGCCCUGGAGGUCACCUGGCUUGUGGACGGACGCACAGCGGUCAGCCUGGGCCGUGACGGGGUGGUCUCAAACGGGUCCCCCUCGGUGGGGCUGGAGCGGACAGGGCCAGGGGAGUUUAGGCUGGUGGUGAGGGGGGUAAGGGGGUCUGACAAGGGGAUGUACUCCUGUAGGGUCCGGGCCUGGGUCGGAGGAGGAGGAAGAUGGUACCAGGCUGCAGAGAAGACCUCCAACCCAGUACAAGUUCUAGUCACACAGAUCAAGCCUAAUUUCGCAGUGACCCUUACCCCUUCGUCGACCCCGCAGGUCACAGGUGACCCAACGGAGCUGGCGUGUCAUGUGACCAACAUCACCCACUUCCUUGCAGGGGGCCGACUGGGCGUAACCUGGGAGUACACACCACUUCCUGGUCCACCUGGCGACCGCCUGACAACCACACAGGCCACCCUCCCUAUUGGUUCCCUGGAUGCCCACGGCAACCUGAAGUCUGGGAUGCUGUACCGUGAUAGGUUGGAGUCUGGUGCCAUCGUUCUGACCCGAGUAGAGCCGGAUACAUUCAAGCUCCGCUUCCUACGCACACACAAGAGCUGCUAA